Molecule: messenger RNA, 1131 nt
Organism: Corticium candelabrum
Lineage: Eukaryota; Metazoa; Porifera; Homoscleromorpha; Homosclerophorida; Plakinidae
Product: serine protease HTRA1A-like
Exons: 7
Coding region: 1-1131 (376 amino acids)
Biological process (GO): positive regulation of apoptotic process; proteolysis; programmed cell death
Molecular function (GO): serine-type endopeptidase activity; protein binding
Source: RefSeq, a predicted model, not a curated record
AUGGCGUGGAGAGGUAGUAUACCAAAACUAGCACGCUGCUUGUCUGUUUCACGAAUUUUGGAGCAAGAACACCUACUCUGUAUCGAUUACUCUGUAUCGAUAGCUCUGCGAGCGCUACAUCCAUACUCGACGUCACCGCCACUACAGCGCGCAGACGAGACUCUAGACGCAAACAAACGAUCGAAACGUUUUAACUUCGUGGCCGAAGCUGCGGAAAUUGCUGCUCCAGCGGUUGUGUUUGUGGAAGUAAGAUCGAGAGACUUCUGGAGUGGACAGUCACUGCGAGCUUCGUCUGGUUCUGGAUUUAUUGUGUCUGCCAAUGGAACUAUCGUGACUAAUGCGCACGUCGUAGCCCAUGUGCAGCAGGUUAGAGUCAAACUUACUAACGGGAAAUCGUAUGAAGGCGUUGUACAAGAAGUCGACCAAUUGGCCGAUUUGGCUGUCGUAAAGAUAAAUCCUGAUGCUAACCUUCCUGUCGCCAAGCUCGGUGUGUCUAACACAUUACGUGCUGGAGAGUGGGUGGUUGCUAUCGGCAGUCCUCUAUCGUUGUCAAACUCUGUAACUGCUGGGGUAGUGAGUACGGUUGGUAGAGCAAGCGAAGAACUGGGACUACAACAUAAAGACAUGGAUUAUGUACAAACAGAUGCAGCAAUUACUAGUGGCAAUUCGGGUGGUCCGUUGGUCAAUUUGGAUGGUGAAGUGAUAGGAAUCAAUACCAUGACGACUGUGCCUGGUAUAUCGUUUGCUAUACCGAUUGACAAAGCCAAGGAUUUCCUAGCAGAUAUUGUCAACAGAAGAACGAGGAGUGGACCACGUGAGCAAAGGUAUGUGGGUAUUAGUAUGCUCAGUCUGCAUCCUGGACUAGUCGAGAGUCUACAGAAUCAGAUAGAAAAUUUCCCUGAUAUCCAGUCGGGUGUAUUUGUGGCAAAGAUAGCACCAAACUCUCCAGCACAAAGGUAUGGUCUGAAUGUUGGUGAUGUCAUCGUCGACAUAAAUGGAAACCCGGUGAAGAGAAGCAGCGACGUGUACCGAUCAGUGCAGGAAAGUAGCGAAUUAAGGAUGCGCAUUCAUCGCGGAAACAAAGAGCUCAUGAUCAAUGUAAGACCUAUAACACUAAAUAUUGGCAACUGA